Molecule: messenger RNA, 2165 nt
Organism: Ruditapes philippinarum (Manila clam)
Lineage: Eukaryota; Metazoa; Mollusca; Bivalvia; Venerida; Veneridae
Product: tigger transposable element-derived protein 4-like
Exons: 3
Coding region: 282-1796 (504 amino acids)
Cellular component (GO): nucleus
Molecular function (GO): DNA binding
Source: RefSeq, a predicted model, not a curated record
CUACAGUCGGCAUCGUACUUGCGGCCACCUUUAUUAAGCGACUUUUUUAUUAAGCGGCCGCAUAAAAUCCCUCCCGAUGAUUUUUACUAUAUAAUUUAAUUCCAUUAAACGACGAUUUUAUAUCGCGGCCAGCGGCCACUAAAUGUCGGCCCAAAUGUACGAAAUUACGUGUUAAAGUAUCUAUUAAACGGCCGUGACAAACAAUCGGCCCUACGGGCAUUCUCACCUGUUUAAUCAGCGAGAAGGUUUGGUGUGUACAAGCAAACAAACAAAUAUUUUUCAUGGUCAUUGGUUUUAGAAAAGUGUUCACCAAAAUCGCCAAUUACUUUAUCAAUAUAUGUAUUUGUCACAGUAAAUGUCAAGCCAUCAUCAUGGCGACACCAUCAAAAAGAAAAGUUUUAACGUUAGACGAACGAAUAUUAGUGAUUGAGCGGUCAAAAACAAAAAGUACAAGAAAAAUUGCAGAGGAAUUUAAAAUAGGAAAGACUCGGGUCCAAAAUAUUUUAAAAAGGAAAGCCGAACUAAUGACUGACUAUGAAAACAAUGCCCCUGGUGAGAGGAAGCGAGUGCGCAGACAAACGGGAAAUGAAGAUAUAAACGAUUUAACAUUAGCUUGGUUUAAAGAUGCUGUAUCUAGGAGACUGCCAGUGUCUGGACCCCUAAUUAUUGAACGGGCCAUGGCGUUCGCUUCUGAGGUGGGAAAUACGCAGUUCAAAGGUUCUCAGGGAUGGCUUCAGUCUUUCGUUAAACGGAACAAUAUCGUUUUUGGAACUAUGUCAGGGGAAAGAGGGGAUGUAAGCACCAAAACUGUUGAUGAGUGGAAAGAAAAACUACCAACCAUUUGCUCUGAUUAUCUGCCACACAACAUAUUUAACAUGGACGAGACGGGCUUAUUUUUCAGAGACACCACGAAAAAAUCUUUCCAUUUCAAAGGUGAUGACUGCAGUGCUGGUAAACGCUCUAAGGAACGCAUAACUGUGGCUCUUGCAGCUAGUAUGGCAGGGGAAAAGUUGAAACCUUUGGUUAUUGCUAAGUCAAGUAAUCCAAGAUGUUUCAAAAAUAUCAAAGUAGAAAAGUUGCCAGUUCAUUACAGGAACAACAAAAAAGCAUGGAUGACAACUGAGCUCAUGAGUAACUGGCUUCGCAUCGUGGACAAAGACAUGAGAAAAGCAGGUCGGAAAAUUCUUCUAUUUUUAGACAACGCCCCUAGUCAUCCAAUGUUGAAGUUGUCAAAUGUUAACUUGGCCUUUUUUCCACCUAAUACUACUUCCAGACUUCAACCUAUGGAUCAGGGGAUUAUACAGACACUCAAGUUGAAAUAUCGUAAGAAGCAGUUGCAACAUAUUCUUGUUAAAGUUGAUAGCAACAACAAGGUUGGUUCACAGCUAUUGAAAGAAAUCUCGGUCCUAGAUGCAAUUUACUGGAUUGAUGCAGCCUGGAAAGACAUAGAAGCAAAGACUAUUGUUAAAUGUUUUGAACAUUCUGGGUUUAUCUUCCCUUCUGAAUCAGUUAAAUCUGUAAACACGGAUGAAAAUCAUGACAGUGAUGAUGAUGAUGAAGUCCCAUUAAAUGUCCUGAAACUCUCUCACGAUUUAUUUGGGUGUGAAUUCAAGGACUUGAUUAACUUAGAUGUAACCUUAAGAACUUGUGAUGAUUCUAAUAAAACAGACUGGGAGAGAACACCAGCUUUAGACAUUCUGAAGGAACUGAGAGAUGAUAAUACUGAUGAUCUUUGUGAUGGUGCUUGUGAUGAUGAUGAUGAUGAUGAUGAUGAUGAUGAUGUGCUGAUGAUUUGAAAGUAUGCUCAGCAGGAGAUGUGCAUGAACAUAUUAACAAUAUAAGACAAUAUGCUUUGUUUCAUAGUCACAAUGACCUGUUAGAUAGUAUUAUGUGUGUAGAUCACAUUUUCACACACAUUUCUACUACAAAACAAAAACAAACGCGUAUUGAUGACUUUUUUAAAAGGCAUAAUUGUGAUUAUGAAAGUGUAAUACAUACAUGAUAUAGUAUACUGUUUCUGUUGUUAUAAAACAUGUUGUUAUAUCAAUGACUUGUAGUAUUUAUAUGGAACCCUGUAUUUAAUCUCGAAAUUUUCCUGAAUUCUAUUGAGAGGCCACUUUAUUAAGAGGCCACUUUUUGGCAGUCCCUUGAGUGGUCUCUUAAUA